Molecule: messenger RNA, 2060 nt
Organism: Schizophyllum commune H4-8
Lineage: Eukaryota; Fungi; Basidiomycota; Agaricomycetes; Agaricales; Schizophyllaceae
Exons: 15
Coding region: 43-1920 (625 amino acids)
Biological process (GO): actin cytoskeleton organization; actin filament bundle assembly
Cellular component (GO): cell projection; actin filament bundle; plasma membrane
Molecular function (GO): calcium ion binding; actin lateral binding
Source: RefSeq, a predicted model, not a curated record
CGCAGCUUGACUUUGUACUUUACGCCUCCAUCUUUAAUCAACAUGGUGUCGAUGUCGAUGGACCUGGAGAGCAGGUCCCGCGACAUGCAGGAGCGCACCUUCUGCAAAUGGCUGAAUACGAAGCUGGAAGCCAAUGGGUACCCACCGAUGAGAUCCCUUGUAGAUGACUUGUCCGACGGAGUACGACUGAUACAGCUCAUGGAGAUCAUGGGUGACGUCUCCCUCGGGCGAUACAACAAGAAUCCACGAAUGCGCGUUCAGAAGGCCGAGAACGUCAACAAAGCGCUCGAAUUCAUCUUCUCCCGCGGCGUGAAGCUCACAAACAUCGGCCCUGAGGACAUCAUCGAUGGCAACCUUAAGCUUAUCCUCGGCAUGAUCUGGACCCUCAUCCUCCGCUUCACCAUCGCAGACAUUAGCGAAGAAGGUCUCUCCGCCAAGGAAGGUCUCCUCCUUUGGUGCCAGCGCAAGACCGAGCCGUACAAGGAGGUCGACGUGCAAGACUUCACGUACAGCUGGCAGGACGGGCUCGCGCUGUGCGCGCUGAUCCAUUGCCAUAGGCCCGAUUUGAUCGACUACGAUAAGUUGGAUAAGGCAGACCGGCACGGCAACACGCAGCGCGCUUUUGAUGUUGCUGCUGAGCAUCUCAAUAUCCCGCAGCUACUAGAGGUCGAGGACCUGUGCGAUUCGGUGAAGCCGGACGAGCGUAGUGUGAUGACCUACAUCGCGAGCUUCUUCCAUGCGUUCUCGAGUAUGGACCAGGCAGAAACCGUAUCGCGGAGAGUCGAGAAGUUUGCAGAACUCAUGCAGUCCGUAUGGGUGUCAAGGAAUGACUACGAGCGAAGGGUCCGAUUGCUCCUCGAAGCACUGUCGCAUGUCCAGAAAGAAUGGGAAUCCUCGGUCUUCAACGGCAACUACGCCUCCGCGAAGCAGCAGUCGGCGGACUUCCUCCACUACAAGCAGACGCGGAAGCGGGAGUGGGUCACGGAGAAGCAGGAGGUUACUACCCUCUUCUUCAACGUCCAGACGAAGCUGAAGACGUACGGCCUGCGCGAGUACGUGCCCCCUCCCGGCCUCGCGCCCGCGGACGUCGACAUGGCGUGGAAGGAACUGCUGGGGAGCGAGGCGCGGCGGAGCCGGGCGAUCAAUGCGGAGAUUCGGCAAAUCAAAGAGACGCUCCGCCGCAAGUUUGCCGACCUGGCGAAUGCGUUCGAACAGCGGUUGCACGGUAUCGAUCGUGAGCUGGCGGACAUCGAGGGCCCGCUCGAGGAGCAGCAGCAGCAGGUGCAGGCGGUGCAGUUGAGGAUGGGGACGUUAGAGGAAGUCCUCGACGACGUACGAGCGGCCGAGGCAGAAUGCGCGGCAGCGAAUGUCGAGGAGAACGACUACACGAUCUUCACGACGCAAGAUCUCGAGUUCGAGCUUGAGCUGCUAAGGCAGAGCGUGCAGAAGAAAAUCGCGUUUAUAGAUAACCAGAUCGUGUCGCGCAAUAUGACGAACCUCACGCCGGCGCAGCUCGAGCAGUUCGAGAGCACGUUCCGGUACUUUGAUCGGGAUGAGAGCAAUACACUCAACCAGUCGGAGAUGAUCGCGGCGCUGGCGAGUUUGGGAAUCGUAUACUCGGAUGAGGAUAUGGACUACAUCUACGACCAGCUUGUGCAGGACUACGGCGCGGUGUCGUAUGAGGCGUUCAUCAACUUGCUGGUGGAUAUCACCGAGGAUCAGACGUCACCAGAGCAGCUGCGAGAAGCAUUCCGUGGCCUGGCUAUGGACAAGCCGUACUUCACCGAGCUCGACCUCCGGAUCGCCAAGCUGCCUGCCCCUGCCAUCGACUACCUGCGCGAUGCCAUACCUAGCGCGCCAAACGAAGCAGGGGAGCCUAUGUACGAUUACGAGACAUGGCUUGACGAUGUAUUCGCCUAGUAGGGCGGUGUACACAUUCUGAGUAUAUAUUUGUUGGACAUUAGUCAUCCUCCGCUGGGAAACUCGAGAGUGGCGCGCUCGUAAAUGCUUCCCUAAUAUGCAUGCCAAUGAUGCCCUGGUAUUUAACUAUCAUUUUCGAA